AUGUUCUUUCUGAGCUGUUCGUUCCUUCUCGUGGCUGUGCCGACAACACUCGUCCAUGGCGGAGGCCAAGAGUACUAUGGACCCGGUCUCGGAGGAAUGUCCUAUCACCCUUAUCCAUCGAGAAGUGCCUACAUCCCAACGCGGGGAGCCUCUCCGUUAGGACCCCUUCCAGUGAGAGAGCCACCCUACUCGAAGCAUUUCCAGCCACUUCUGCACGACUUCCACACUCCAGUACAGAAAACUCUCGGGGUCCCUCAGCAGUUCCCGGUCAAGGAAACCGGCCUCACCGGUGCCUACCCAGGUCAUCUGAACCCAGCAGCAGGUCGGGUGCACCCAUUGAGCGGAGGCUUAAUCGGAAUACACGAUGCCGCACGUGGCUUCGUACCCCAAGGUGCUUUCAACGGCCUGCACGAUCCAAUCAGAAGCCUGGGUCCUCACGGCGCGUACCCUGGAGGGCAUCAGGAACCGAUCAGGAAUGUCGCACCCCACGGUGCCCUCGGUGGGGUACCCCUCAAGGAUGUGGGGGCCCACGGCGCUUUCGAUGGUCUCGCGCGGCCGCUACCACCGCAAGUGAAGGAUAUCGACAUCAGCACCGCUUCUGUGCCAAACGCUCUCGCGAACAAGAACAUCGCACUUCCCAAUCCAGCCGCGGGGACCCUGACCAAGGAUACGCUGCACAGCUCUGGCUUCGGUGCUUAUCCGAGUCAGAUCAACCAGGACAUUGGAUACCCGGGCCACGGUGCUUUCAAUGGACCGUACUAUCCUAAGGAAGCUCUCGGACAUUUCACUGAUCAGGGCUUCACUCACGGUUUCGGGAAUGAGGGAUUCGGUGCUCACGGGAUAUCAGAACCUUUCCUCACGCCUAUCGGUCGCUUCAGCGGCGGCUACGAGUACCAAAGAGUGCCCCUAGCGCUAGUGCAAGGCAGAUUCGUAGGACAUCGUUUCGGUACUCCAGUUGUUCACGGGAUCGUGAAAGCUGGUGUUCCGGUAUCUCUAGCCAGAGGAUGGUGAAAUCGAGUUUUUUGACGAACUGGAGCUCGGAAAUGUAUUGGCGCUCUCCUGCCCCUGAGAAGAUUAAGGUGUACAUACUCAAACUAUGCUUGUUGUAUUUAAUAAAGAUGGCGUUCAGUACUUCC
Molecule: messenger RNA, 1136 nt
Organism: Galendromus occidentalis (western predatory mite)
Lineage: Eukaryota; Metazoa; Arthropoda; Arachnida; Mesostigmata; Phytoseiidae
Exons: 2
Coding region: 1-1011 (336 amino acids)
Source: RefSeq, a predicted model, not a curated record